Pteronotus mesoamericanus is the source of this 1572-nucleotide messenger RNA. RefSeq names its product family with sequence similarity 217 member A (gene FAM217A). Bases 1 to 1572 code for a protein of 523 amino acids. The record is from RefSeq and is a predicted model, not a curated record. The transcript has 6 exons. NCBI's taxonomy places the organism in Eukaryota, Metazoa, Chordata, Mammalia, Chiroptera, Mormoopidae.
AUGCGCCUGUUCCACAACCUGUAUAGGAUUUUAAGGAAACAAAGAAGCAAAAUGGGGAGAAGAAAUGGUGAGAACUGUGGCACCAACCUGCGUGUGUCAAACAUCUCUCAUGAGAAUUUAUCUCACUGGAAUUUGGAUUCAGAAGUACCUGUUCCUGAAAAUAAAAACCUCCCACUUGGAAGGGAUAGUGCAGCAGGUGGCAAAAGUAACAAGAACCAUUUGGAAAUUCCAGUAGAGCAACUGAUGCUAGAACUCAAUUUGUCAGAGACUGCUCACAAAAGAACACAGAAAAGUAAAGAAGGGAUAUUUCAGUUAUGGAGUUAUCCUGUUGACGAAGGAAGUACCAUGAACAACAGGGAUUUCAAAAAACCUUCUAUGGAAAUUGGCUUUAAUACAAUCAACAGUCCCAUAAAGUUCUUCACUCUGAACCACUCACUACCAAGCGCUCCAGUUGAUAAGCAAGUUGGUUCUUACUCUGAACUGCCGACAUCAGCAGGUCUCUGCUGGUCCUAUGCCGAUGGAGACUUUUUUAAAGACAGAAAUGAGGCUCAUGUUAAUUUAUGUUCAACUAUAGAAAAUAAUGGUGAAACUUUAUCUGCUCCAAAUUGGAAUUUGAAAUAUGGAAACAGCAGUGUAGAAGAAAAUUUAACAGAUGAAAGUGAUUUAUCAGAAAAUGAAAAGGCAAAUGAUGCUCUACUCAGCUAUUUUAAAAAGAUGGACCUGAACUUAAAGCCAGAAACAAUAGAAAAUGUUGAAGAAUCUUUCACAGAAGAACCGAGUGAAGUAUUUCCAUAUCCUGAUUUUCUCCCUCCUCCUUUCAAUACUCUGGACUUGCACAAAUUAGCCUUCUCAAAAUCUGAAAAUUGGAAAGCAACAGUGGAAUCCCCAGAAAGUCGUAUUGAACAUUUGAUAACUCGUUUAUUGGAACUAGAACGAUUACAACAUAUGACUAUACAAAAAGAGAAACCAAGAUUACAAACUACCUUCUGUACGCCAGCUGUUACUGAAAGACCCUCUUCCUCCAAAACUAUACCAAAAAUGAGACAGCCAAAACUUUCUGAGUCUGUAAGUCUUCAGACAACUUGUAUAGACAAAACUAGAGAAAAAAGAAAAAAUAAUUCUGGUACUUUCAAGCUUGAACAAACUGCUUCAAAAUGGAAUUGGAGCAAUGUUGGCAAAUAUAAAUGGGAUUGUAGACCACCAUCUCUAAAAGGUUCAUCCACAACAAAACAACUGAUGACAACUUACGAUGACUUUAAGAAUCCCAAAAGCUCAACUUUAAGUCCAUGCCAAGAACCCUCAGCCAAUCCAACUACUGCCCAAACAACUCAGUCACUGGUUAAGCUGGUUUCAGCAAGACCUUGUCUGCCAACAAGGUCUCUAAUACCAGUUUCAUCCAUAACUCUAUCUUUUCCUGAAAAUCAGACAGAAGAAAUUAGGGCACCAAGGACCAAAAAGAAACUUUACCAAAAAUACAUAGAAUUAAACAGACCAUUCUAUAUUCAAAAGCUAAACUGUUUAUCACCUUCAUUUAUAACUAAGGGUAAGUGCUCAUCCAUUGAGCAAAUAUAA